Fraxinus pennsylvanica is the source of this 1326-nucleotide messenger RNA. The record is from the annotation of a GenBank genome assembly. NCBI's taxonomy places the organism in Eukaryota, Viridiplantae, Streptophyta, Magnoliopsida, Lamiales, Oleaceae.
AUGUCAAGAGAGAACAUCAAGCCCUCUUCAUCAACACCUCUUCACCUCAGGAACUUCAAGUUUUCCUUGUUAGAUCAGAUGCAUCCACCCUUAUUUCAUCCCAUCGUUAUCUAUUUUCUUCCAGAGGCUUCAGAUUUCAAUGAUGCCAGUAGACUCCUUUCUUCAAGAACUCAAAUUCUGAAGAAAUCUCUUUCUUUGAUUUUAACUGGAUUUUACCCAUUUGCUGGAAUCAUCAGAGACAGUUUCUCCAUCGAUUGCAAUGACGGAGGAGUCCCUUUUGUUGUGGCCAAAGUUAAAAGUCAAUUAUCAGAUUUUCUCAAAAACCCCGAUCUGCAUAUGGUUCAACACUUCCUUCCCAGCGAGUUGAGUUGGAGUUCUCCGGGGAGUAAUGUUUUAAAGAUACAAGUGAACCAGUUUGAUUGUGGUGGAAUGGUCAUUGCUGUAAUUGUUUCACAUGCAGUAGGAGAUGCAGUAACUUUAUGCACAUUUCUUAAAUCUUGGGCUUCUACUGCUCGUAAAUCUAACGAAGAAGUAUCUCCCAAUUACAUUGGACAGUCUCUCUUUCCGCAAAAUGAUAAAGUUUCAGUAGAUUCAUCUAUAUUUUCUGAUUUAAUGCGAUUUUUGAUCCCUGGGAAUUACAUACUAAGAAGAUAUGUUUUUGAUUUAUUGGCCAUAUCCACACUUAAGGCGAAAUCAGGUGUUGAAAAUCCCACACGCGUUGAAGUUGUAACAGCAUUCAUCUGGAGAUGUUUCAUGGCUGCUUGUGCAGCUGCUAAAUCUGGUUCAAAUAAUCAGCCCUCUCUAAUGAUUCAUUCAGUGAACCUGAGAAGUAGAGCAAUGCCACCCUUCGCAGAAAACUCUUUUGGUAAUUUCGUAUGGUUUCCAGCAGCAGUGCAAAGCAUGAACGAAACUGAGGCGGAUUUAGCGAGCAAAGUGAGGGAAUCAAUACGCCAAAUUGAUGGAAAUUUCGUCAGAAGAAUGGAAGGUGAUGAAGGGUGGAUUGGCUACUACAAAAAUCUUGAAGAGACUAAAGCAGUAAUUCCUGAAGAGGGUAUUUGUUUGUUUUUCAGCAGUUGGUGCAGAUUUGGAGUAUACGAUAUUGACUUUGGUUGGGGGAAGCCUAUUUGGGCAGCAAAUUCUGUGUGGCCUGAUUCUUUCUCCCCAAAGAUCAACCAGGUCACGUUACUUGACACAAAAUUUGGUGAUGGAAUAGAAGCAUGGGUGACUAUAGGGGAACAAUUUGCUGCAGCCUUCCAGGAAAAUGAGGAGCUUAGGACAUUAACUUCCCUCAAUCAAAGUCCACUGGAGAUCGAAAGCAGGGAUUAG